AUGGCGUCCUCGCAGUUGCAGUUUGCCUACCGAACCCAGAAGGGCAUCGGCCUGUUUGAUGCUGCCCCGACCUAUCAGCCUCUCGCUGGGUUCACCAAGCCCGAAGGGAACCUCCGGUGUUGUACAUACUCGCCCUGUGGCCGCUACUUUGCCUGGGCGAGCCCCGAAGUUGUUACGGUUGUCGACGCCUCCAACGGCCAGCAGGUUCUUGCCCUCCCCAUCCUCAAUGUCUACGAGCUCGGCUUUUCUCCCCUCGGUACCUUCCUCGUGACCUGGGAGCGCCCUGCCAAGGACGAGAACGGUGAUGCGACCAAGAACUUGAAGGUCUGGCGCACUGUCGAGGACGGUGUGGCCGGCGCCGACAAGGUGCCCCUGGGCAAGUACGUUCAGAAGUCUCAGGGAGGCUGGAACCUUCAGUACACAGCCGACGAGAAGUUUUGUGCCCGCCAGGUCACCAACGAAGUCCAGUUUUACGAGAGUCACGACCUGGGCACCGUGUGGAACAAGUUGAGGGUUGAGGGUGUCGCCGACUUCGCCCUGGCACCCGGCCGCUCCCACUCUGUUGCCGUCUUCAUCCCCGAGCGCAAGGGACAACCUGCCGCCGUCAAGGUCUACAACGUGCCUCAGUUCACCUCGCCCAUCUCUCAAAAGACCUUCUUCAAGGGCGACAAGGUCCAGCUCAAGUGGAACAACCUGGGCACCAGCAUCCUUGUGCUGGCCCAGACCGACGUCGACAAGUCCAACAAGAGCUACUACGGCGAGACUACGCUCUACCUGCUGAGCGUCAACGGCUCCUUCGACGCCCGCGUCAGUCUCGACAAGGAGGGCCCCAUCCACGACGUGACCUGGUCCCCGAACUCCAAGGAGUUCGGUGUUGUUUACGGAUACAUGCCCGCCAAGACCACCAUCUUCAACCACCGAGCCGUCGCUACCCACUCGUUCCCCCUGGGCCCUCGCAACACCAUCAUCUUUUCGCCCACGGGACGCUUCGCCCUCGUUGCUGGUUUCGGUAAUCUGGCUGGCCAGAUCGACGUCUAUGACCUCGAGAAGGAUUUCCGCAAGCUGCACACCAUUGAGAGUGGGAACCCCAGCGUCUGCACGUGGAGCCCCGACAGCCGUUACAUCAUCACGGCCACCACUUCUCCUCGCCUUCGCGUCGACAAUGGCGUCAAGAUCUGGCACGCCAGCGGUCCCCUGAUGUACAAUGAGGACAUGGUUGAGCUGUACCACGUUGUUUGGAGGCCUCAAGCCGUGGACAAGGUUGCGGGCGGAGAUCCGUUGAACCCGGUCCCCACCCCGCACGCCUCUGCGGCCACGUACCUCGGCACUGUCAAGACCCCAAGCAAGCCUGCGGGAGCUUACCGUCCCCCUGGUGCCCGCGGUCUUGCCACCCCGCUUCAUUUCAAGCGUGAGGAUGAGGGUGGUGCAGCCCACGUCAGCAUGAACAACGGCUCUGCGGCCAUCGGACCUAAUGGGUUCGGCCGCCCUCGCCGUGGUGUGCCUGGCGCCGAGUUUGCAGGUGCCUCCGGCGGCGCUUCCAAGAUCCCCGGAGCCGACACCGCCGAUGGCGAUGAGAAUUUGUCAAAGGCGGCGUUGAAGAACAAGAAGAAGCGCAACAACAAGAAGAGAGAGGGCGAGGCGAACCCCGAAGGCCAGAACGGCGGCGGUGCUUCGCUCGCCCCGCCUCCUCGCGACUUCGGCUCGGGAGCGGGCCACGAGGGCCGUAGCCCCGAGCGCCGUGGCGGUGCCGGAGGUAAUCACAGACAUCGCAGCCACUCUCGUAACCCGGGUGCCGGUCAGUCCCGUAACAGGAGCAACACGCACCGGGGUCAGAAUGGCGCGCCUCAGGUGCCGAACGCGCAAGCCCAGCAGGCCGUGCCGGCGGCCGGCGCUGAUGCCGACGCCUCGCAAAACCCGAAUUCCAAGAAGAUCCGCAGCCUGCAGAAGAAGGUGCGGGCCAUUGAGGAUCUCGAGAUGAGACUGGCCGGUGGCGAGAAGCUCGAGGACACCCAGAUGAAGAAGAUUGGCACCAAGUCCUCUGUGCUCAAGGAGCUGGAGGCUCUCGAGAGAGAGCUGUAG
Messenger RNA from Colletotrichum higginsianum IMI 349063, 2079 nucleotides. RefSeq names its product Eukaryotic translation initiation factor eIF2A. Gene Ontology annotation, cellular component: cytosolic small ribosomal subunit. The record is from RefSeq and is a predicted model, not a curated record. Bases 1 to 2079 code for a protein of 692 amino acids. The transcript has 2 exons. Gene Ontology annotation, biological process: translational initiation. NCBI's taxonomy places the organism in Eukaryota, Fungi, Ascomycota, Sordariomycetes, Glomerellales, Glomerellaceae. Gene Ontology annotation, molecular function: protein binding; ribosome binding; mRNA binding.